This is a messenger RNA of Daldinia loculata, 438 nucleotides long. RefSeq lists its product as uncharacterized. The transcript has a single exon. The coding region runs from base 1 to 438 and encodes 145 amino acids. Gene Ontology annotation, molecular function: protein binding. Lineage: Eukaryota; Fungi; Ascomycota; Sordariomycetes; Xylariales; Hypoxylaceae. The record is from RefSeq and is a predicted model, not a curated record.
AUGGACGAUGUGAAAAGGGCACUGGAGCAAGGUCUAGAUCCUAACGUCCAAUGGAAAGAACUCGAGAUUGACCGCCCACGUCCUACUGGGGGUUGCGUGCUUAUUAGUUCUGAUCCUUAUCGUUCUUGGGCAAAUUAUAACACGCCGCUCCAUAAAUCUUUGUGGUAUCGACAUUACGAUGCGGCAGCUCUCUUGCUGGAGAGCGGUGCUCGGAUCAAUCUAUACAACGCACUCGGGAGAACACCGCUACACGAAGCUCUGCUACACGAAGCUAUGCCACAUGAAACUCCUAACCAAUGCUUCGAUUAUACUUCUUCCCGUUAUAAAAAAGUUAAUUUUCUUAUUGAAAAUGGUACAAAUACCAAUGCAGAAAGCGAAGAGAGGUCCUGUGACGACCAGUAUACACAUCGCUCAGGGGCUGCUAGAAUCGUACCCUAG